This is a messenger RNA of Cylicostephanus goldi, 247 nucleotides long. Lineage: Eukaryota; Metazoa; Nematoda; Chromadorea; Rhabditida; Strongylidae. The record is from the annotation of a GenBank genome assembly.
GAAAAAAGAAUUUUAUUAAAGGUCUAUAAACUGUUUUUUACAGAAAUCUGCGAUUGCGGAAAGUAAAGGACCCGUGAAAGAUGAAGCUCGAAUUGAAGAACUGGAACAACUCAAACAGGCAGCAGAGAUAAAGAAAAUGAAGCAGGAAUUUGAAGAAGGAAAAGUUGCCAGCACCGCUGAGGAGGAGCUUCAAGCCGUUAAGGCAGCUAUGGAGGAAGAGCGACAGAAACUUACUGAGCUUGGCAAG